Molecule: messenger RNA, 714 nt
Organism: Vicia faba (fava bean)
Lineage: Eukaryota; Viridiplantae; Streptophyta; Magnoliopsida; Fabales; Fabaceae
Source: the annotation of a GenBank genome assembly
AUGACAGGAAAGGACGAGUUUGUUUCUUACUCGCCCCUUCCCUCCAACCCUAACUCCUAUCCUUACCCACAACAAAACGUCGUCGUUCUCCUCCCCUACCGUCCUCAUUCUCGCCACCGUCACCACCACCGCACCUGUCUCAUCUACUCCGCCGCACUCCUCCUCACCCUCGUCAUCGCCGCCGGAAUCUUCAUCCUCUACCCAUCCGACCCGGAGAUUCACCUCGUUCGCGUCCGAAUCAACCACAUCGGAAUCCGAACAAAUCCGAAACCGAUUCUCGACCUAUCAUUCUCCCUCACGGUGAAGGUUCGUAACAGAGACUUCUUCUCCCUUACGUACGAUUCCCUUGAUGUGUCCGUCGGUUACCGUGGUCGUCAGCUAGGGUUGGUUUCCUCCGUCGGCGGUGCUCGGAUUAAGGCGCGUGGUUCUUCUUAUGUUGACGUUGUGUUGUCCGUUGAUGGAUUUGAAGUUAUCUAUGAUGCUUUCUAUCUGCUUCAAGAUAUUGCGAAAGGUGUGAUUCCGUUGGAGACUGAUACGCAUGUUGAUGGGAAAUUAGGGCUUCUCUUCUUCGAUGUUCCGUUGAAGGCAACAGUGUCGUGUCAAGUGUACGUGAAUAUAAACAAGCAGACAGUUGUACGGCAAGACUGCUAUCCUGAGUCACUGGGCGAUACACUGGAUCGGAAUGUAAGUAUUGCAGCUGGAGAGACAUUGUGA